AUGUCCAAACAAGGUAGCGGUCCUACCUUGUUGUUAACAUCAUCAGAUACGACAAGAAACUUGUCAAGUAUUACUCCUUUCAAUGAUUCCAUUCCCAACAACAACAACAACAACAACAACACGACAUAUCCGAAACCAACCAAUUUGAAUAUUCAAAUUUCAAACGAUGGUAUUCAAUCAUCAUUACAAACGAACCAUAACCACCACCAUAACCACUCAAAUUCGAGUAAUAUAAAUCUCUCAUUUUGGAAUUCCAUUCUUUCUCCCAAAUCAUUCAUUCCAGAAGAACAUUUAAAAGAUAUUUAUUUAAAUAAUAACAACUUGUAUUCAAAAAGUAACAACAAUGACUCUUUCAAUGAUUCUGAUAACGAACAAGACUAUGAUGAAAUGGAAGACAUGAACACCAUUCUCUCUCAUAGAAAUGAUCAUUCCUCAUUAUUCAUUUCAAGUUAUCAUGACAUUGAUCAAUAUAAUAUUAAACAAAUUAAUUUCUGGUGGAUGAAAUAUAUGGAUUCAAUAUCACGAGAUGAAAAAGAGAGAUCACUCAUUCGACUUGUUACACUCAUUUCAGAUUCAUUUGAUAGUAAUUCAGAUAUUCACUAUGUGUUACCAUUUUGUCAAUUGAACAUUUCACAACUUGUUACUCAUUUAUCAUUGGAAUUUAUAAGACAUUUUUGCAAUUUAUUUAAAUCUGAAUUCAAUGUUACUCCUUCUAAUUUUAUUCAUUUCAUGAAUCGAUUGAAUAGAGAAGAGUACACUGAACAACAAUUUAUUAGAAAUUUAUUGUCAGUGUUGGAAUUUGAAAAGGUGAAGAAAUUCUUUUUUACAGAAACCAUGAAUCAUCAUGAUACGAAUGGAAAAUCAUCAUUGGAAUAUCAUAAUAGUUUGUGUUGUUUACUUGCCAAGUCUUUAUCAUUACUUUUUGAAAGUUGUAAUACCAUCUCUGUCAUGAAUGGUCUCUCAACUGCAGUAAUUACAUGUAUGAGAUUGACAUGUCUAUGGUUUGGUCUUUCUGGUCAAAAACAAGAUUCAUUUCAGAAAGAUUCACAUUCUCGAACGAAUCCUUUGUUGAACUUCAUGAUUCAUUCCAUUCACAACAACCACCAGAACCACAACACACAACCACCAGAACCACAACAACCACAACAAUCACAACAACAACAACCAAUUUUCUGUGGACGUAAAAACAACAACACACGUUUAGCAGAAUAUAUUCAAGUCUAUUAUACCUAUUCUACUUCAAGUGAAAAGUAUAAAAUUAGAGAAACACUCACUACUGAAGAUACUAGCCCAAGUAUUAUUUUAUCUAAUUUAUUAUUACAAAUAUCUAAAAAGAGUGUUCAUGUAUAUACAGAAGUAUUUAUUCAAACCAAAGUAUGGAGAAUAUUAUUUAAUACUAUGAAAAGUAUGACACGAUUAUUUCAAUGUCAUGAUCAUGUGAAUGAUAUGACUCAAGUGGGUGGUAGUGGUAGUAGUAGUGGUAGUAGUAGUGGUAGUAGUAGUGGUAGUAUGAAUAUGAAUGAUAUGACUCAAGUGGGUAGUAGUAUGAAUGAUCAUACGAAUGAUUCCAGAGAUUAUACGAAUGAUCAUACGAAUGAUUCCAGAGGUCAUACAAACAACCAUUCUGAACCAUUUGAGAAUAUCAUUCACUUGUUCAUUCAAUUCUCUAAUUUUGUUUCUCUCUCUGUUGGACACAUGUUUCUUUUAGCAUCCAAAGAUAUUCGAAAUUUAAUUGAAUUGAGUUCAUCCAAAGUAUUUAUUCAAGUCAUGUCCUUUCUCAAUGAUAUGGAAAAAGAAAUUCAAUUAUUUAAGAAUAAUUCAUUUUUAAAGAUGACCAUACUUUACAUGUUUGAAAUGUGUGUAUGGGCACUUUUUACAUCUUUACAUUUAGUACCAAAUUUAUUGAUGGAAUUUGAACAUUGCGAUGGUUAUGAAUUGAUGAAGAGAGUAUUUUAUAAUAUUAAUUCUCAGCAAGGGGGUGAAGGGAAUGUAACUUGUCAAAGAAAUGAAGAGAAUGUAACUUGUCAAAGAAAUGAAGAGCAUUCCAAAGAGUAUUCAAAUGACAUGCCCCAUGAAGAACAUCAUGAGAAUCGAAUUCAAGAUUUUUUAUUACAAUUUCAACAACAAAAACUAUUAACCAUUCUUCAUGUCAUGAUUACUCUUGUUUUGGAUUUAACUCUUCAUAUUCAACUUGUGAAUCAACAAGAUGCUAUUCAAGAAGAUUUGGGAGAUUGUAAAAGAAAUCAACAUAUUUUUGAUUUACUUGUUUAUUUAUAUGAUACGACAGAUAUGUCUAAAAUUGUAAAGAAGAAGAAUGAAACCAUUUGCAGCAAUGAUACAUCAACAAGUAGUGAUAUUAUUACUACAACUAGUAGUAGUAGUGGUAGUAGUAGUAGUAGUACUACUCUAACUCAAAUUCAUGACACUCUAAACUCUACUCAAAUUCUAAACUCUACACUUGAAAAUGAUGAAAUUCAUUCCUUUAUUUGUAAAAGAGAAUUACUCGAUCAUAUUCUAUCUAAUUUAACACUAUUUCAUGAAGAAUAUUUCAAAACUCUGUAUUUGAGUGAACCAUUUAAAUACAUGUGUAAGAAUUUCACAUCUACGAGUAAGGAAAUGCAAAUUCAACUUCUCAAAACAUUUGAUCACUAUAUUCAUAUAUUCUGUGAAUGUCAAAAUGAUAAAAUCAAAACAGAUUUGAUAUGUAGAGAUUUCAAUGAAUAUCUUGGAAUGUUAAAAACCAAUCAUUUGAAAUUCUUUGAUUCUAUUAUGAGAGUUUGUGAUCAUUUAUUAGACAAAAUGGAAGAUUUAAAUAGAAUUUCACUGAUACAAGUUCUAUUAAGAAAUUCUAAUUUUACUACAAUUAUUUUACAAGCCAUUCAUUUGAGUGUUGAGAAUAGAAAUACUCAAGUCAUGCUCAAAUUAGUGAAAAUGAUUUAUUUAUUUUUACAAAAUAAUUUAGAGAAUCAUAAAGAUUUUAUGAAUGCAAUGACUCCAAAAGAUAAUGCUCUCUACCAAUUACUCUAUGAUGAAGAAUUGAUAUUGAAUACAUUGGAUGUCAUUUCAAUGAUUGUCAUUCAUGAUCGAUCUCAGACUUGGGAUUUUAUUAUUUGUGAUUUAUUAGAAAUUAUGAAAGGAAGUGGACAGGGUAGUCAUAAUAAUAAUAAUAAUAAUAAUAAUAAUUUCACUUCUCUACAACAUAGUAGUAAUCUUUGUGGUAAUAAUAAUAACACUUCUCUACAACAUAGUGGUAGUGGUAAUAAUAAUACUUCUCUACAACAUAUUGGCAAUGAUAACAAUAAUAAUAACAAUAAUAAUAGUACCAAUAAUAGUAAUAACAAUAACAACAUUGGUAAUAACACUACCUCUAAAAAACAUUUGAAAAUGUGUGAACGAAUUCUCGUAUGCAUUCGUAAAAUAUUCAUUGAAAAUGAAAAUGUUAAAAAUUCAUUUCGAAAAUGUAAAGGCUAUGAAAGAGUCAUUCAUUUACUGAAUCUAUUUAGUAAUAAUUUAGAAUGCUAUGAUUUAGUAUUUAGUAUCGUUCAAUCUAGUAUUAAUUUACUAACUCUCUCCAUGUAUGAGAAUUUAGAUAAUGAAACCUAUUUCAAGAAAUUCAUUACCUUCUCUUCCAUGUUUCAACCACUUCACAAGUGUGGUUUUGUUAAGAGUUAUGAACAUGGAACUCAUCUUACUAUGAAUUUACUUCAAUUCUCAGUAAUGAGUCGUGAUCACUCGUUGUAUUGCUAUGAUGAUCCUACAAGAAAUAAUUUGGAGAGAUUUAAAAAGUGUAUUGAAGAAAAAGUUUUACUUUUUGAGAAUCCUGAAAUAUUUCCAGAAAUAUUACUCAAAUUGUAUGGAAGAAAUUUACAGGAAACUGAUCCUAAAUUAGCCAAUUUCUUGAUUGAUAUGUUAUUUCGGUUAGUUCGUUAUUCCACCAAUAGACAUCGAUUAUCAAAGGCUAAAUCACUACUCAUUUUAAUGAAAGAGUUUAGUAGUGUCUUGUUGGAUCCCACUCAUUAUCUCUCAUCAAGAAUUACCAAAUUGCUCAUGUUGUUAGCCUCUCAUAAUUUCUCAACACGUGAAAUGCAAUAUUAUUUUACAUUGUUUACACCAGAUCGAUUAUGGAGUGUUCAAGGUGCUCUACAGCAUGGUUUAACAAGUAGUAAUAAUAGUAGUAAUAAUAGUAAUAAUAGUAAUAAUAGCGGUAACAAUAGCAGUGGUACUACUACUACUAGUAGUUCUAGUUUUGGAAUUUCUCAAACCAUGAAUCUUUUCGAUGGUGUACACCAACAAGGUGGUAGUAGUAGUAGUGGUAUGAAUAUGACAAGUAAUAGUACUACUAUUACUACUAUUACUACUAACAACAACAACACCACCACCAAUAGUCAUUCAUUACACCAUCUCUCUUCAUCAUGUUCCACACGAACCAUUAACAAUCUUCUCAAAACUCUCCUCGAACUCUCUGAUCAUUCAUUCAUUCCAAAUUAUUAUAUUGAUUUUUCACCUCUCAAUAAGGAUAAGAUAUUUAAAAUUGAUGAUUUAAAACAACUUAAAAGUAAGAAGAGAUUAUUUUCAAGUUCAUCAAGUAAGGCUGCACAUGAUAAGGAAGAACGAAUUCUCAUGAAGAGAGCUCUCAACACAUUUUCUGCCAUUUUAUUUCCAAAAUUCAAUUAUUCUUCAUGGCCAAGUGAAAAAGGUCAUACGACCACUCUAUGGUUUAGAAUUGAAAGUACUUUGAAUGAAAGUAUGAAAGGACAAUCCAUUUCAUUCACACCUCCGAGCGUAUCUGCCAUGUCAUAUUCUCCAACCAACUCGGCAUCUCCAAUUUAUCUCUAUAGUUAUUCUUCUCAUGUCAAUUCUACUGCCAUGCAUUUAUGUAUGUUACCUCAAAUGAAAUUGAGUGUGCAAGUAGAGAGAACGAAUGACAAGUCAUGUUUCAAUGAAAUAUUCACACACUAUGAUUUUAAAUUAUAUCAAUGGUAUUUUAUUGGAUUGAAUUAUCAAUUGAUUCAAUUACAAGAUAAGAUUGAACAUGUAUUUAAUUUGUAUGUGAAUGGAUUUCAUGUUCAAAAAGUUGUACAUGAAGAAUCUAUGGACAAGUCAUUGGUGGAUCGAUUUAAAUCAUUUUUAAAUUUCUCAAAUACGAGUUUAGAAUUUGUUGCAAUGGGAGCCAAAGUCACUGAAGUGAGUUCCAUGCUCAAUCGAACCAUGAAGAGUGUCAUGAAUAAGAGAUCAAGUAAUAGUGGUAGUUUGAAUAAUAGUGGUGGUGUGAAUAGUACUAUCAAUAAUUUGAACAGUACGAAUAAUGGUGAAGAUCAUCACUUUACUGUAAUGACAACCAAUGACACUCUACAACCACCACCACCACUACUACCAUCACCACUUCAUUCUCAUACUGGUGUGAGUACGACGAGUAGUAGCACAAGUAAUAGUAGUACAAGUAGCCAUAACAGUGGUGAUAGCCCUAUCAAUACAAAUCAUCAUCAACAAGAACAACAACAACAACAAGAACAACAACGACAACAACAAGAACAACAACUCACAAUGGCAACCAGUAAUGUUUCAAGAGAUGAUGAUCAUACAUCGAGUCAGACUACAAGAUGUUCCAUUCCUUCCCAUUUGCAAGAAACUCAAAAAACUACUACUCUUGGUAACCAUUCGAGUGGAUCCUCACAAAUUCCAUCAUCCACCACCACCAUCGUUGGUACACCACCUCCUUCUACAAAUCCUCAAUACGACUCGCCACAUCAUCUCAAAGAAUCUAUUUUUGUAUGUCCUGCUUUUCAAUUAGGUAACAUGUUCUUUAUUGAAGAAUGUCUCAAUGAUGAAGAAAUGUACAUGAUGUAUCAUUUAGGACCAAAUUAUAUGGGAAGUUUUGAUGAAGAUCUCAGUCAAUACUUUUGUAAUGAAAUGAUUAAUGAGGAAAGUGUUGUGAAAUUUAAGAACAAAAUUUAUUACAUGAAAGAUUGUUCUAAUAAUGUAGGAUUGAGUCAAUUAUCGAAUCGAUUUGUAUUUGCAUUUUCAAGUGUCGAUGCAAGUGUUAUUACAAGAUUGGCAACAUCAUCCUCUCAAUCCAAUACUUUGGAUACUGUCGAUGUUGUAUUUAGUAAUAAUAAGAACAAGACGAUGGGAAAGAGUAGGACAAGUCAUACCAGCACCAACACCAGCAAUGGCUCAACCACUGGCACGACUACGACCUCUUCUCAACAACAGUCUUUGGUUGGUCAUACUGCGACGACGACUACGACUACUACGACGACGACUACUCCGACCACUACAAUGAAUAUCACAACCGCAAACACUAACACUCCCGCCACACCAACGACUACGACCUCUUCUUCUUCCAACACCUCCAUGAUGGAUAAUACUACGAAUAGCAGCUCUUCUUUGAGUGGUUCCAAUAACAAUAACACAACCGCUAACAGUAACAACACCUCUUCGAAUCACUUUUACAACACUUCUGAUAUUCGAGCAUACAUUCCAAAUAGAAAUUAUAACAAUGCCAAUGCUCUCUCAUUCCAACGAACUUCAAACUUUAUUCCUAUCAAGUGUUAUCUCUCUGGUAAGACUACACUCGUCUCAAAAUGUACAUUUAAGGCAAAUUUAUAUGUCAUUGGAGGAAUGAAAUCUAUUUUAGGUCUCUAUGCUAAAAUGAGAGAUCCAUCGAGUAAGAUUUAUGUCUUGUUACUAUUAGCCUAUUUGAUGAAGUACAAUACAUUGAAUACAUUGGAAAUGAAUCGAUUAGGAGGUUACGAUAUGAUUAAUUAUCAUUUAUUGGUUCAAGGAAAUUCAUCAAAUCCAUUUAUCAUUACCAAUGCUGUUUUAUUAUGCAUGUUAGUCAUGUGUGGAUUGAAUAUUCCUAUUGAAACUAUUUAUGAACAUGUUAGUAUUACUCAUGGUAGUAGUAGUAGUCAUAGCAUUAAUAGUCAUAGCAGUAAUAGUAGUAAUCGUGGUGGUGAUCAUGGUACUGUCAUUGGCAAUACACCCAACUUGAAAGUUCGAGAUAUUUGUAAGAGUGGAGUCAUUAAUAAUUUUAUGGCAUUUGAAAAGUUAUUAUUAGAUUAUCGAAUUUGGCAUUCAAAUGCUCAUGUGAAUACUCUCAAGAAAAUGUUAAAAUGUUUAGCAGAAUUAGUUUCAUCUUCCUAUCGAAGCAAAGUGAAUGAACAUCAUCGAGUCAUUAUGCUCACCACUGUGAAUGGUGUGAAAAGAUUAUUAUUUGCCAUGUCUCAAGGAUAUGUCUUUUCAGAAAAGAUUGAAUGGCCAAUCAAAAUUAUUACACCCACAAUCAAGAUUUUGAAAUGUAUCAUUCCAUCUCCCAUCUCAAUGACUUAUUUAUAUCCAAUUGUUCAUGGUAGUAAUAGUGGUAGUAGUAAUAAUAACAAUAGUAGUAGUGGAUAUAAUCCUAAUAAUAAUAAUACCAGUGGAUAUAAUCCCAAUAAUAAUAAUGGACAUAAUGACCAUAAUAGUGAACCUAUUGAACCUAGAAAAUCAGUUCUCAACAUGUUCUAUAAUUUAAUGGAAGAGGCUCCAGAUGAUGUUUUGGAAGAUUUCCAUUCAGUUCUUCCUACUUCACAAAUUAUUGCACUUUUAUAUACAAAAUCUAAUCUCAUUCGAUGUAUCUUGUUGAAAAUGCUAGGAGUUUAUUUAUCAAGAAAGGAAUCAUUGAAAGAAAAUUUUGUCAAAACAAAUUCAGCACAUUUAUUAGCUCAACAAUUAUUAGAAGUUGGAAAUCCAUCACUUUUAGAAUUUCAAGUCAUGUUUGAUUUAAUGUUAGGAUUAUUUUCAUCAUCGACAACACCACCCUCUGCACGUCAAGAGAAGAAUACAUUUAUUGCAAAUAAUAGUACUGAUACUCAUACUACUCAUACUACUGAUACUACUACUCAACAAACUACUACUACACAAACCACUACUGCACAUACAUCGAACACUCUUCUUCGUAGUGUGGAUAGUAGUCAUUCGAUCAUUUCCACAGCUUUGCAUACUGUGGGUGCUACGAAUAGUUUUAGUGGAAUUUCUCAGAGUAGCACCAACAAUGAUCGUUUGUCAAGUACCAUGAAUCAUUCAACCAACACCACAUAUAAUCAUGAACAAGUCAAACAUGAUAGAACUCUCAAUGACGAUAACGAUCAGAAAAGUGAAAUGAAUCAAGACGAUGAUGAUCGUAUGAUGACAUUGAACACACAUCGACCCAAUCUCUCUCAACUCAUAGAAUUAGGAUCACCCGAAGAUCAUGAUGAUACAAAAUCCAAUUUUUUUGCAACUUCCAUUUCCAAUACUAGCGUUCAACAUGUUGUGAAUGAUGGUAAUAUUCAUAAUAGAGGAAUACCAGAGUCAUCUCUUUUAGCUUCACCUGGAAAGAACAAGCGAUCAAAAUCAGUGUAUUUCAAUUCUCUAUUACCACCAUCGAGCACAACAACAGCACAUCAUCCACCUUCAUCAGCUUUACAUUCAUUGAAUAGACUUAAAAAUUCAAUCAAUCUCAUUGAAUAUGAAUUUGCACAAUUAGAGUUUAAAGAAUUCUUAAUUCCAAUUCUCAAAUUAAUUCCACACAUUAGAAAUAUUGAUGAGAAAAUUAAUGUCUUUGAAACUAUUUUUAAACUUUUCAAAAAUGGUGGAGAGAAACUUCGAUUAUAUUUUUAUGAAAUCAAAGCACAUUGGUAUAUUCAAACCUAUUUAUCAAAUUUAGAUUUAAAAAUUGAAUCUACAUUUAAAUUUAUUCAACUCACUCUAGAUUUCAUUAUUGAAUAUGUGAAUUAUAGUAUUUUAAAUAUUCCAAAAGCAUAUUUAAAUCAAUAUGGAUUGAAAGGAAGUGUUGAAAUAUUAACAAGUAUUUUACAAUAUUUACUAGUCAUGGAGAAGUCAUGUUAUGAUAUUAUAUUCAUUCAAAAUAUGCAAAGAUAUAUAUUACAAGGUAUUCUCUUCUUUUUCCAAAAGAAUUAUCUCUAUGUGGAUCAACAAAAGAGUUCAACCAAUCGAAGUAAACAAAUUGAAAAGAAGGAAAAGAAGAUUAAGGGACAUUUGAAUGCUGUAUUUUUAUCCUUUUGUACUUGUGCAAGUGAUUAUAUUAUUCAAUGGUUUGAUUUACCAGAAUAUCCUCCAACAACGAGUUAUGGUGAUAGAGGUAGUGGUGGUUCUCAUGGUGAUCGAGGUAGUGGUGGUGGUGGCUCUGAUCAUGUUGUUCGAGGUGGUGGUCAUAAAAGUGAUUCUACAAGUGAUAACGGUCGAGCAGGUCAUGGAAGUAGUCGUAGUCAUGGAAAUGGUCAUUCAUUCAAUCAUCAUCAUCAAGAUUCAAAGAGAAUCGAUCCUACGACGUUACCAUCCAUCAAGAGCCUCACCAAACAACUCUCACAACUGGUCUCUCAUAACAAUCAUCAUGAAGAAGAUCAUUCACGUCGUACCAUGAUCACCACAUCAUCAUCAUCCACUCCUUUGAAACAAUCCACAAGUAUGAUAUUUUCAGAUUAUAAUAGUGUUGAUUGGAUGCAUCCACCUUUGAAUCAUACUUCAACUACUACUACUGCUGCUACAACAACAGCAACAACAACCAAUACGACUGAUGCCAUUUCAAGCAGUGCUAUUCAUACGGAUGACAUGGAUGUCAAUCAAAAGAUCAUGGUGGAACAUCAAGAACAGCCUCAGUACUCUUCUCAACGUAAUACUACAACACAACAUUAUCCAUCUGCUUCCAUGAACAACACUGCACCCAUUGUUGAGGUCAUUAUUGACAAUUAUUUGAGUAUGAAUGAAUCUCAUUCAACAACAUUGAAGAAGGUGAAUACUCGAAAGAUGAUACCUUCAUGGGAACAAUCCAAUCUCUCUGCAAAAUGUUUUUAUGAAUAUGAAUGUAUUUUAAUGAAACAUCAGCAACAACUUCAUGUCGAACACACAAAGAGCCAUGAUACGAUGAAUUUUAAUGAAGGACAACCAUCAGAGACAAGUCAAGGAACUAUGAACUUGAUCAGAACGAAUGAAGAGGCUAGUAGUAGUAGUAGCAGUACUACAAACAAUGAAGAGGCUAGCACAACUACUAGUACCACAACUACUACUACAACUGGUGGUACUGCUACCACUGGAACAACAACUACUAACAUGGAAUAUACAACGGAUGAUUUGAAUUCUCAAACCCAUAUACCACCAUCCACUCCCACUCUUCAACAACCACCACUCUUUAAUCAUUCCAUUCAUCAAAUUUCAGGAUUUAUCUAUUGGUUUGUUGAAUCUAUUCGGCGGUGUCUCAUCAUACAAAAGAAAGGAAAGAAGGGAGGAGCCUAUGCUAGUAGUGAUAAUGAUAAUCAAGAUUUUAAUCCAAUCUCAACUUGUGAAAUUGUACUUGUUGAACAAUUGAAGAGAAUAUUCAUGUUUUUAUUGGAUUCUAAACGAUCCAAAUCAGAUCAUAUAUUCACACUAUUACAAUUAUUAUACUUUUUCCCAUUCCAUUCUGAAUUGAUUAUUCAUGAUGUACUUCAAGAACCAAGUGGACAUCAAGAAAUGACCAAUUGUGGUAAAUUAUUGAAAUGUUUCUAUUCAGAUACCAAGUAUAUUACUCGACUCGUCUAUCGAACAGCACAUUUAUUUGAAAAGACAGAUACCAUUUUACCACAAUUGAAUCGAAAAGUUUGGAAAGCCAUCAUGAACUCAACGACUCAUAAAGAUUUUCUCAAGAAGAAUGUCUUUUUCAAGAAUUUUGAUCCGAACGAUCCAAUUGAAUUUAUUAGUAUGGUCGAAGAAGCCUCCACCGUCUCGGAAAAUAUCACGACAUUAAUAUUUGAACCCAAUGUUAUUGAUCAAGUGCGAGAAUGGGAGAAUACAGAAUUCUCUGUUUUCAAUUCUAAACUUACCUCUGUGACUGAGACAAUACUAAAAUCCGAAGAGACUGAAAAGAAGAGAGAUUUUAAUUUCAAGAAACAACUCCGAAAUGAACAUGCACAAUUAGAAUUGAAUAAGGUCAAGUUUUUAAAGCCUCAUAUAUUGAAAUUGAAAAGUAUUAUGGACACAGAUUUACAAGCUAGAAAGCAAUGGAAAAUGUUGAUCAAGUGUAUCUAUGAAGAUGUGAGUGCAUUCAAUGUCUAUAUUCAUACCAUGAAUGCAUACUGUGAUCGAACCAUCAAGACUCGUUCUACGAUAACAACCACUCGUUCUCAUGUCACGAAAGAGAAUGAUUAUCAUCGACUUGCAUUUAUACCCUAUGAUGCAGAAACGUAUGAAAAUGUGGAUUAUAAAUUAGAUUCCAUUUCUGGACCCAAUAGAGUCAAGAUGAGAAUGAAAAGACAAUUGAAAAAGAGACCAUUCCAUAUGGAUGAUGGUGUUACUGUAUUAGAGGGUAUGAGUAUGAGUGGUAGUGGUGGUAGUGGUGGUGGUGGUGGUAGUGGUGAUGGCAGUACAAGUAUUAGUAGUGGUAAUGCUGUUGGUGGUACAAGUAUUAGUGGUGCUAGUAGUGGUACCACCACUCAUCAUGUAUCAGUAGUAGUAGGAAAUAUCUCAACGAAUCGUCUCUCACAUCGAUCCAACACCAACAACCAUGAUGUAGAUGACCAUCCUCAUGUGCCAAGAGAACGAAGAUCUGUAACAUUUGAAAUGACUCUCCACAAGACUCAAAUUCUUUCUGAAUCACAAUCGGAUGAUGGUUUGUCUCUGCUUGUGGUUGCGGAAGAAAGUCUUGGAGAAAGUCUUGGACUCCACAACAACACAGAGACUGUUGUGGACCAUAACUUGUCAUCCAAUAACAACAACAACACGACCAGUAACAACAAUAUUAUCAACAACAACACACAUACUCUCACAAUGGCCAAUUUUGAAGUGAAUAGUACCACAACGACCAGUAACAACAAUAAUUACUCCUAUCUCACCAUUUCGAAUAUCAUUUCUGAACCAAAGAAAUGUAAACGUAUUACUCCUCUCCGUAUUACAGAAGGUGAAUUAGUGUUGGGUGAAGAUGGAGUCUAUUUCAUUGCAACAUGUUCCUAUCCACUCACCAUUAGAACCAAUUCUACAACAACAACAAGCACAGGUGUUUCUUCUUCUCAUAUCAAGUCUCAUCAUGAAAUGAAAAAGACAUACAAUUUUUCCUAUGAAAUUAUUCGAGAAAUUCACAAUCGAAGAUACUUGUUGAAAAACAACGCUGUGGAAUUCUUUUUAGUGAAUGGUAAAUCAUUCUUCUUUGCAUUUGAAGAUGGAGAAUCACGUGAUAAGAUACUCUCAUUACUCACAUCACCAUCCUCUCGAUUCAGUUAUAUUAAUUUAACACCUAAUUUGAAUUUACCAAAUUUAGUCAAUUAUGAAGAAGAAGUGAAUGGUAAAUUAAUAUUCAAAAAAUCCAUUACACAAAAAUGGGUGGAAGGUACUAUAAGCAAUUUUGAAUAUUUAAUGCAUUUGAACAUCUUGGCAGGAAGAUCAUUCAAUGAUCUCACUCAAUAUCCUGUAUUUCCAUUUAUAUUAAGAGAUUAUGACAGUGAGGAAUUAGAUUUAUCAGAUCCAAAUACGUUCCGUGAUUUACGUAAACCUAUGGGUGCUCUCAAUGACAAACGUCUUGAAAAAAUUAUUGAACAAUAUGAAGCUACAAAAGAAAUUGAAGAUCAACCCUAUCAUUAUGGUUCACAUUAUUCCACACCGAUUGCAGUUUCAUAUUAUUUAGUGAGAAUGGAACCAUUUACAAGAGUAUUCUUUGAAUUCAAUGAUGGUAAAUUAGAUUUGGCAGAUCGUACCUUCCAUUCCAUUAAAAAGUCAUGGGAAUUGUCGAGCGGUGAAACACAAUCCAAAUCUGACUUUAAAGAACUCAUUCCAGAAUUCUUUUAUUUACCUGAAUUUUUACAAAAUAGAAAUCGAAUUGAUUUUGGAGUGUUACAAAAUGAUAUGAGAUUUGAUGAUGUUGAAUUACCAAAAUGGGCAAAAGGAGAUCCAGUACUAUUUAUUAGAAAACAUAGACAAGCUCUUGAAUCUGAUUAUGUCUCUCGAUCAUUGGCAGAUGAAGUCGAUUUGAUUGAUGAUCCCAUUACACGUGAAGCGAGAUGGACACAAAUAUGUACCUAUGGACAAACACCAAAACAAUUAUUUAAAAAACCUCAUCCUGAAAGAUAUGCUACAACGAAUUUGAUGGGUGGUGAACAAGAUACUAUUAAUGUCAUUCCAAUCACGAAUUAUAUCUUUAAAGUAGCCAAUGAACUAUGUCCUGGAAAUAUUAGAAUAUUCAAAGAAGCUGUUCAAGAUUUGUACAUUCGAAAUGAUCAAACCACGUAUAGUGGAAGUGUGAUUGCGGUUGGAAAACAUCAAAUUUUCAUUCCACCUUCAGGACAAGUCAAUAUGCAACGAAGUAAGAACUCUCCAGUCUAUCUCUCAUUUAGACAUUGGGAUAAGACUCUUAGAAUUUGUAAAUGGGAUACUGGAAAGCCACUUCAUGUCUAUCAUUUUAUGAAUCAACCUGAAAUUUACAAAUGUGCUCGUUUCUCAAACAGUGGUGAUGUAUUAGUGGUUGGAACUAGUAUUGGAGCAUUACAUGUCUUUCGUGUCAAUACUCGUGUCAAGAUUCAUAACAAUAAGAACACACCAGAUACCACCAAUGUGAAUACAGAUAAGGAUAACAAGUUUUUAGAUCAUGCUGCAACAUUGAGUGGACACUCGGAUUCCGUUCUGUGUGUUUGCAUUUCUACAGAAUUUUCAAUGAUUGUGAGUGGAUCGAGAGAUUGUUGUCUAAUGAUUUGGGAUUUGAAUCGUUUUAGAUUUGUCAAAGCGAUCAAACAUGAUGGUAAAGUGAGUGUGAUUGCAGUUUCACCCACCACUGGAGAUAUUGCUAGUUUUUGUCAGAAUUCUGUGAAUGGCCAAAAUCACUUGUAUUUGUGGACUGUGAAUGGAGAUUUAAUUUCCUAUUCAAACAUUAGAGCUAAAAUUACAUGCAUGAAAUUCACAUGGAUGGAUGAAGGAAUUAAUCAAAAUGUGUUAGUGUGUGGAUUGGCCAAUGGAACCAUUGCCAUUUUAGAUGCUCUCUCAUUGCGUGUGAUUUCAAAAUUGAAGAUUACAGAUUAUACAGCACCUAUUCGAUGUAUUGACAUUAAUCCUGCCAUGACUGAAAUUGUAGCUGGAGAUGAUCGAGGAUUUGUGGUGAGUUGGCACAAGAAGCAUUAA
Messenger RNA from Naegleria lovaniensis, 14118 nucleotides. RefSeq lists its product as uncharacterized. The transcript is spliced from 9 exons. Gene Ontology annotation, molecular function: protein binding. The record is from RefSeq and is a predicted model, not a curated record. Bases 1 to 14118 code for a protein of 4705 amino acids. Lineage: Eukaryota; Heterolobosea; Eutetramitea; Acrasida; Naegleriidae.